Molecule: messenger RNA, 3705 nt
Organism: Brassica rapa (field mustard)
Lineage: Eukaryota; Viridiplantae; Streptophyta; Magnoliopsida; Brassicales; Brassicaceae
Source: RefSeq, a predicted model, not a curated record
ACAUCACCUCCAAUGCCCACCCUCCUUAUCGGUCAAUCUUUGAAGGACAUGAAACAAAAAGGAAAAAAUAUAAAAUGGCAAAUUGCUGGAAUUUACAGUUAACCCUAAGGAAGGUAAACUAUUUACGGGUUUUACCAAGUUUAACCGGAGAGAAAACCGAAUCGAAUUGAAAUACGAACCAAAGAUCAUAAAUUAGACUUAACCGUUCCCAAUCCAACUUAAACCCUCCGAUCCAAUCUCGAUUUUAACCAUCUCGAACCCGAAUCCAAAUAACCACUCAAUUUCGAUUUAAACCAAGUCUCCCCUUUAUUUCCAUUUCCCCUCUCUCUCGGGAUCCCCUCUCUCUCAACGGUUUCCCCCAAAUUCGAAAACGUAACCCUAGAACAUCCCACUCCCCUUCGAUUCCUUCGAUUUCCCUUCGAUUAUUCACCGAAAACGUGUGAAUCAUGGUUGAAACUAGGCUGGGUAAGAGAAAGGAUAGGCCUCCUCCAACGGCUCCUCCUCCGCAAAAGAGCGGGACCUCGAAGAACUCGAAGAAGAACAAACCGAAGAAGAGUUCCAAGAAGAGAAAAACGACGGAUGAGGAAUCACCGGCGGUUGAUUUUGUUGGAACCGUGGGAGUUGCGGAGGAGAAUGAAGUAGAAGAACCGGCUAAGGAUGUAGAAGAUCGGGAGAAAGAGAAAGAAGAAUCGGAGAAGGAGAAAGAAAGGGAAGAAGAAAAUGGAGACGAAGAUGAAGAGGAAGAAGAAAAUAGCGAUGAAUCUCAAGAAGAGAAAGACGAAAAUGGAGACAAAGAUGAAGAGGAAGAAGGAAAUAGCGAUGAAUCUCAAGAAGAGAAAGACGAAAAUGGAGACAAAGAUGAAGAGGAAGAAGGAAAUAGCGAUGAAGAAGUAGAGAACAAAGAUGAAGAAAAAAUCCAAGAGGAGGAAGACACCGGAGAAGAAGAGAACGGGACUCCCGAAGAGAACAGAGGUCAAAAUGAAAAUGAAAAUCAAGAACAAGGAGAACCCCCAUUGGAAGCGGAAUUAGGAAAUGUUGAUGGUGAUGGUGAAGGGGUUCUCGGGCAAGGAGAAGAGGAAUUAGAGGCAACCGAGGCAAUCAAACCGUUGAGGAUGUACUUCUAUGAGUCGGAGUACAAGAAACAAAUAAAGCUAGCGACCAAAUGUUUCGUCAAAGACGUUAUGGUUACAUUUGACAAUCUGGAACCGCCGAUGAGUGAUACUGAGAGGAAGUGGUUUGAGAAGCAUCCACAAUUCUGUCACGUGUUCCACCUGGAGAAAGACUCAAACCACAUGGUCCAAGGAAUGUGGAUGUUGCUAUUGCGGACAGUGGAUAGCUCGAAGAGGAAGGAAGUGUGGUUCAUUGUGAAUGGUGUUCCCAUCCGCUAUGGCCUGAGAGAACACGCUUUGAUCUCAGGUCUUAGCUGCCGCAACUAUCCACUUGGGUAUAAGGAGUUUGGUGAUAGAAAGUUCGUGAAGCGCCAUUUCAAGAAGGGAGAAUCAAUAAGGCUUGAGGAUGUCAAAGCGAAGCUGUUGGCUAUGGGAGAACACAGAGACCGGCUGAAGAUGAUGGUUUUGUUCUUUUUAGGAAGUGUUAUCUGUGCGCAAACGAAAGUAGGAAAAGGCGCCAGAGAUGUUUUGGAAUUCUUCCAAAGAGCUGUGGACGAUCUCGAGUUCUGCGAAAACUUUCCAUGGGGGAGGUACUCGUUUGAUUACAUGGUUAAGGAGAUAUCGCACACCAUAGAUCAUUUUGGAGGCCGGGUUAGAGAGAAGACUUUAUGGCCACUUCCAGGUUUCUGUCUGCCACUGGAGUUGCUUGCUUUUGAGGCAAUUCCCAAGUUGGGAUUGAAGUUCAGAAAAGAGGUUGAAGACGUCGAUGUAGACUGUCCUAGGAUGUGCAGAUCAGUCUUUAAAUCAGCAGGGAUGAAAGGGUUUUCACUUUCAAAAUUGAAUCGGGAACUGGACAAACUGGACAAAAUAACGUCACGGGAUAUCCACAGCAUCCUUCCUACCAAGACAGAAGAAGAAGUAGCUCUUUUGGAAGAGAUGACUGAAGAGGAGGACGACGUUGAUGUCGAUGAUAUUUCUGUUGACAGUUGGAUAAAGCGUCUUGCGGAAGGACAUUCAGUCUUUUUUGAAGAGAUGUAUGAUGUAGACGUUGCUGCGCGUGAUCCAAAUGCACAAGAGGCUGUCGACGAAGAUCAGGAUGACGAAGAAGGUGGAGAGGAAGGAGGCGCAAGCCAGAAGAAGAUGAUGGAGGAGUUGAUCAAACAAGUGAAAAUGUUUGGCACUCAGCUAAAGAGAGUUAAGAAGACAAUGGACAAGUUUGAGGAAAGGAUGGUGGUUCCGUUUGAGGCGUUUAUGAAGAAAGCUAUGGAUGAAGGGCAAGGAAGCAGGGAGUGAAGAACUCGGUUAUGUAUUUUGUAAACUCGGUUAUGUAUUUUGUGGGAAGUUGGACCCAUUAUUUUGUUGUUGUGUGGAUGUUGGAAACCUAUUGACUUAUUAGGUAUGUUGGAUGGAACUUGUUCUUGUUAUCAUGGAUGUUGCAAUCUUGUUAUCAUGGAAGUUCUUAUGAUUAUUUUUUGAAUGUGCCUCUUAAGGAAAACUAAGAAAAGUAGGAUAACUUAAUGAAAACUAGGACAACUAGGAGAACUUGUAGAACUUAAUGAAAACUAGGAAAACUAGAAAUACUAGGAAAACUAAUUCUUCAACACCACACUUAAACUAAGCAUACAAUUCUUCAAACUUCCUAACAAUGUCAUCUUCUUCAUUUUCGUCAUUCCCGCCCCCGCCCUUCCCUGUCUUCUUCUUCUCCAAGUGACUUUUCAUUUCAGAAAUGGUCUUCUGUAAUUGCUCAAUCACUUUAUCCUUCUCCUGGAUUUCAUCACGGGCUUGAAGCAAUGCUCUCCUUUGCCAUUCUGUACCAACCUCUUCAUCGAACCAAGAGAAGUAAUUGCAUUCAUUUCCAAGCUGCAAUAAGGUCAAAAUUCAAACCCAAUUCAAAUUCAGAUUCCAUUAUAUCCAGAUUCCAUCAUAUAUUCAUACCUUAAAACGCGGACAGCCAUAAAAGUGUCGACCAGGAUUUUUCUCAGUCCAAGCUUGCCUUAUUUUCGCCGGCAAGCCACAGUGACACAACCUCAGACAAGAAAAUCGGCGGCGGCUCCUUUGCGAUAAAGACGAACCCGAACCCGAACCCACUUCCAUCUUCACUUUUUCCAUCUCACUUGCUCGGCGAGGGGGGAAGAGAAUUCGAUUCUCAAAAUAGAGAAGAGAGACGAGAGAGGGAGAGAGACACGGGAGAGAGGGGGGGAAGAGGAAAUGGGGGGAGAAAUAGAGAGAAAGAGAGAGGGAGAGAUGAAAAAGGGAUAAAAAGUCAAACUGAAAGUACUUGAAAGGCUUUGGGAGGGGAGUAAAUUUGUGUGGUUGAGAUAAUUGCCCAAAAAAAAUUUGUUCAUAGUUAUACCCAAGAUACUAGUAUUCCCAACUUUGGUCAUAGUUAUAUUUUUGUCGGUUUCUAAUUUAUUUAGUGUUACUAAUCUAUUAAAAUUGGUUAUCUAGUUUUACCUUCAAUAUUACUAGUUUAAAUUGUUAUAUAUAUAGUUCCGUGCAAUUAUAUUUAGCGAAUAGAUAUAACUCGAAAGUUUCGUUUGUAAGAUGUCUUUGGCCAACAAAGUGUUAUUGGAAUUACAAGGUCUCGUAAGGGAUA